AUGGAUCAAUUACUGUCGGUCUUGAGCCUUCUCGUCUUCGCCGCUCCUGUCACUGCCCAGAGCAACGGGACAGCUACUAUCUCUUAUGUCUUGCCUUCAGGCUACAGUACCUCCAGCUUCAACGCCUCCGCACAGCCCACAGCCUAUACCCGCACUGAUUUCGGACCCAAUGCACUCGCCUCGCUCUGGGACAUGGUGGGCCCUAUCGCUACAGGCCCCGUCACGACUACCGUUGAACCAACAGCAGAGCCAACGGCAUAUCCGCAGCCAGAUCCUCAAUACUAUCACGCUCUUGUAGGAAGCGGAUAUCCCGAGGUACAGGGCUUGAAGCUCCCCGAGAACUUUCAAUGGGGCUUUAGUUCUUCCGCGUAUCAAAUCGAAGGUGCGGUCAAGGAUGAAGGCAGAGGACCCAGUAUUUGGGAUUUGCUGGCACACCGGGUUCCCAACUAUGUAGCCGAUAACACCACUGGCGAUAUCGUUGAUCAACAUUACUAUCUGUAUAAGCAGGAUUUCGCCAGACUAGCAAGUCUAGGAGUCAAAGCCUUCAGCCCUAGCUUUUCAUGGCCGCGCUUUUUCCCCUUUGGACAUGGUCCGGUUAAUGAGGAAGCUAUUGCGCACUACGACGACGUGAUCAGAACCAUGCACGAGAAUGGCAUUCAUCCAGCGGUAACGCUCUUCCACUGGGACACCCCUCUCGCCAUAUUCAAUGAGUACGGUGCCUGGACUGACCGCCGCGUCGUGGAUGACUUCUUCAACUACGCCAAGUUCGUCAUCACACGGUAUGAUGCCUACGUCGACGAGUGGUUCACGAUCAAUGAGCCCCAAUACUGCAAUUGGCAAUACGCCGGGUAUCCGGCAGGUGAAUACUACCCAGCGCCAAAUGGCGUCACAGGCGGCAAUGAAGCCCGCUUCCUUUGCGGCCACCAUACACUGCUAGCGCACGCAAAGGUGUCCAAAUGGUACCAUGAAGAAUUCAAAGGACGCGGCCGCAUGACCUUCAAGAACAGCGGUAACUACUACGAGGCCAACAGCACAAAACCAGAAGACGAAGUUGCACGCCAGCGGAACUUUGACUUUAGCAUUGGCUGGUUCGGUGGACCAUGGACUGACGGUGACUACCCGCAAUCGCUCAAAGACACACUUGGCGACCUCUUGCCCGAGUUCACACAAGAGGAAAAGGACAUGAUCAAAGGAUCGUGCGACUUCUACGCCAUCGAUCCGUACUCCAGUUUCUUAGCUUUUGAGGUUGAUGGCGGGCUCGAGUCAUGCACGAGCAACCGGUCACACCCAUCCUUCCCUGACUGUGCUGGUUCAGCAAGUGUAGCCCCUAAUGGCUUCCCCAUUGGUCCUGCCGCCGACCCGGCCAUGUCGUGGUUCUACUCUGCCCCUGCCGGCGUGCGCCGCUACCUCAAGCACAUUACUCAGGUCCUCUUCCCAUCGAUCCCGGACAUUGUUGUGAGCGAAUUCGGGUUUGCAGAGCCUUUCGAAGGGCAAUGGAACAACCUGAAUUCUGCCCUUUGGGAUUUGAAGAGAGCGGACUACUUCCAGCAAUAUCUAGACAACAUUUUGCUGGCGAUUCAUGUGGACGGCGUCAAUGUGACUGGAGCAUGGGGGUGGUCCAUUCUAGACAACUUCGAGUGGGCGCUUGACCCAGCGUUCGUCCUGGCAGACGAAAUCGCCCCAAACCCUCCCUCCCCAGCCGCCUCCGACCACCCAUCCACCCCGACGUCCCCCGCUUCUUCUUCCCCAGUCAUCUCUGCCCCCUCCAACCAGCCUGCACCCGCCGCCCGAGCCUCCAACCACGCACCCGCUGCCGCUAUCCUGUCAUCCGACCAGACUACAGCCGGAAAGCGCAGGCACAGCUUCUCUGCGAGCGACGACGCCGAAGACGAGCCCCUCACCAGCGGCACCCGGGGCAGCUUAUCCCGCCACAUCUCGAAGCGCAGGCGCAGACAGGAAGGGAAGAUGCGCCUUGAUAACGACACCUCCAAAUCCUCACAAUCGCCCUCGCGCAACUUCGCAAACGGAUCGUCACAGUCGUCGGGGCACAGGUCGCCCCUGGCCAAGGGCGCGAAUGGAAGCACACACGGGAGGAACGAGAGCAAUGGCUCCUAUACGAAUGGAGGACCGGUAGCGAACGGGGGAUCAGUGCCUGCAACUUUCUUUGGCCAUGACAGGGAAGAAGUGACGCGGAUACUGAUACAGAGUCUGACCGACUUGGGCUACCACAGUGCUGCGGGCGCACUAUGCAAGGAGAGCGGCUUCCAGCUCGAAGGGCCCACAGUUGCGGCAUUCCGAACUUCGGUACUGAACGGUGAUUGGGAGGAAGCCGAAGAGCUGCUGUUUGGGUCAAAUACACACCACACCGGUGGUGGUGUUGGUCUAGACGCCCCCUACGGAAGGCCCUGGGGAAAGUCGACAUCACAGCCCAGCUCGCAGCGUUCUACAGGCUUGACUCUAGCCGAGGGCGCAAACCGCGAGGUGAUGCUAUUUUGUCUGAAGCAGCAAAAGUACCUCGAGUUGCUUGAACGGAGAGAUCUGAGCAAGGCACUUGCGGUGCUUCGGCAAGAGUUGACGCCGCUUCAUCGAGAUGUGGGAAGGUUACACGCUCUUUCGGCGCUUAUGAUGUGCCAAUCUGCCGAAGACCUCCGAAAUCAAGCUCAAUGGGACGGCGCUCGCGGUGACUCACGGAUGCAUCUGCUUUCUGAUCUUUCCAAAUCAAUUUCGCCGAGCAUUAUGAUCCCGGAACACAGGCUAGCAGUACUGCUAGAUGAAGUAAAAGAUAGCUGGAUCGCAAAUUGCCUAUACCACAACACCGCCGCGUCACCGUCUCUCUAUCUCGACCACAACUGCGAAAGGGACGACUUCCCAACAAAGGCUGUUCUUGAUUUGAAACACCACACGGGUGAGGUUUGGUACUUGCAGUACUCAAACGACGGCACAAAACUUGCAUCUGCAGGCGAGGACCAGACAAUCAUUAUCUACGAAACCAACACAUACAAGGUGUUACAUCGACUCGCAGAACACAGGAAAUCUGGCGUUGCUCAUCUUGCUUGGAGCCCUGAUGACACAAAGAUAAUAACAUGUUGCUCGCAACCAGAGAACUCAGCACGGAUAUGGGAUGUCAAGACCGGUGUAUGCAUACAAUGUAUCAACGACUUCACCUACCCAUGUACCACGGCGGCUUGGGAUCCGUCCGGUACACGGAUUAUUCUUGGAUCACAGGACGACAACAUGGGCUGUAGUGUUUGGGACCUCGACGGGAACCUCAAGCACAACUUCGCCGAUGAUGGGAAGCUCCGUGUAAACGGCCUCGCAUUGUCAUCCGAUGGCCAGCGAUUAGUCGUCAUUACAGAGAGCGCGAUUGUCGUGUUUGAUUAUGCCACUUAUGAGAGGAUUGCCGAGUUUCAGCUUGAUGGUACAAAGUUGACGAGUGUUACGAUCAGCCAGGAUUCACGGCAUAUGCUCGUUAGCAUAAGCCCGGAUCAGAUCAAGCUCAUGGAAAUCGACACUGGGGAUGUAAUACAACGCUUCGAGGCACAUGCUCAAAAGCAGUUCAUGAUUCGAUCAGCGUUUGGCGGCGCCGAUGAGAACUUUGUAGUCAGCGGCAGCGAGGAUUCACGAAUAUACAUAUGGCGCUCCAAUGGCCUCCUUAUCGAAGCUCUCGACGCACACUCCAACGGCUGCGCCAAUAGCGUAGCGUGGCACCCCAAGGAUCCUACUACAUUCGCUUCUGCUGGCGAUGAUAAACGAAUCAGGAUCUGGAAACCAGCUUCCGCGUCGCCAAUGCCAUCGAGUAGCAGUAACGGUUAUGCAAGGUAG
Alternaria triticimaculans is the source of this 3822-nucleotide messenger RNA. RefSeq lists its product as uncharacterized. Gene Ontology annotation, cellular component: GID complex. The record is from RefSeq and is a predicted model, not a curated record. The transcript has 10 exons. Gene Ontology annotation, biological process: carbohydrate metabolic process; proteasome-mediated ubiquitin-dependent protein catabolic process. Gene Ontology annotation, molecular function: hydrolase activity, hydrolyzing O-glycosyl compounds; protein binding. Bases 1 to 3822 code for a protein of 1273 amino acids. NCBI's taxonomy places the organism in Eukaryota, Fungi, Ascomycota, Dothideomycetes, Pleosporales, Pleosporaceae.